AUGCUUGCAUAUGUCAUGCAGACAAGUCUACAGUACAUCGACCGAGACGGAAAAGAGUACUUCUACAAGAACGACAAAACCCACGAAACCAAAGAUAUUGCGAAGAAGUUGACUCUUUUGGGACACUUCAUGCAUUACAUGCACGAGCAUCUGCUAACAACUGGAAGAGCCAAGCCCCCUCAAGAUGUAGACAACUUGGCAAGAUGGCCGUGUCUCCACUCCUGGUUCAGGACGAGCACUGCUAUUGUACUCUUCUUAAACAACGGGACUCUUCAGUUGAACUUCUUCACGGACCACACAAAGAUUAUCCUCUGUCCGAAGAUAUCCGCUGUUUCCUACAUCAAUCCACAACGUGAAAUGAAGACCUUCACAUUCGAAAACAUCCAGCGUCACGGGGCUAGCCACGAACUAAACACCAGGUUGAACUACGCCGUAACGAUAAUACGCCGGAUGAUGGCAUCCGAAAACCAGGUCGGGCGGCUCUUCAAUGAAAGAGAUGGACAUUGAUAAUGGGAGAUUUGGUAAAAUGUGUGAGCGUCUGCUUGAAGGUGCUGGACUUGAUAAUAUUACGCCACCCAGGCUUGUUGUGUCGUGAAAAUCGAAUGCUAAGCGGUUUAUACAGCAGAAAUAUCAAUGGUUGUGUUGUUUCUACACUUGUGAAUUGAAUGGGAUUGAUUUCCGGGCGGCUCUGAUGAAAGUGACAAAUUUAUACUAUUUUUGCACUUCUGAAGAAAUGAAAGGCUUCUGCAUGGAAUAAUUUUCAAACAAAGAAUUAGUUAUUUUAAUUUAGACAAAUUGCUGCCUGACAGCCCAUUUUAUUUUGGAAAUUCCAAAGAAAUUCUGUGCUGGUGCCCAGUUUUAUCUCCCUGUUUCAAAGAUAUACUUAUAUGACCAUGCUUACGUUGGAAGUUAGCUGUAAAAAUGUUGAGCGAAUCCCCGCCUUACCCACUUUUUACCUUUCAUUGCUGGACGUGGCGUUUCCUUAUCUUAAGACUUUUCCUCCCCAAACCAACGGAGGUUUUGCCUUGAUUAUAGGAGGAACUUGACUAAGUGUGUUGAGCGAGUUAUUAUGUGUUUCUCGUCGAUUUUUGACUAGUUUCUUUUUAAGAUCGAUUUACUAAUGACGAAACUAACAUUAUUUCUAUUUGAAAUUUCGAUUGAUUGCCUCUUUAUAUACGAUUGUAGUGUUAUUAUUGUUAAACUAGAAAGUUUAUCAUAUAGUUAAUAUUAAUAAAUCAA
Molecule: messenger RNA, 1239 nt
Organism: Bolinopsis microptera
Lineage: Eukaryota; Metazoa; Ctenophora; Tentaculata; Lobata; Bolinopsidae
Product: serine/threonine-protein kinase PLK1-like
Exons: 4
Coding region: 1-507 (168 amino acids)
Molecular function (GO): protein binding
Source: RefSeq, a predicted model, not a curated record